This is a messenger RNA of Zeugodacus cucurbitae (melon fly), 4988 nucleotides long. RefSeq names its product protein lin-54 homolog (gene mip120). The coding region runs from base 645 to 3887 and encodes 1080 amino acids. NCBI's taxonomy places the organism in Eukaryota, Metazoa, Arthropoda, Insecta, Diptera, Tephritidae. Gene Ontology annotation, cellular component: nucleus. The transcript has 5 exons. The record is from RefSeq and is a predicted model, not a curated record. Gene Ontology annotation, biological process: regulation of DNA-templated transcription.
GCCUUCUGAACGGGUGAAUGACGAAUGUCAACGCAAAGCGUGUAGUAAACGAGUGUAAUAAUAGAAGGAAAAGUGCAAAAAUCCCAGUUCAAUGCAAUAGUGAACAUAAGAAGUGUUAAAAUCAUUUGAAAUUUUAUUCAAAAACACUUUCGAAUUUCGUAAAAGUACACAUUUGCAGGGCCUAGUUAUAAUGCACAAAAGGAGUUCACGUUAAGUGUAACGUAUUUACAAAAAUAUUAGUUGUGUGAUAAGCGAUCGCGCGUUUUUGUGUAUUUGGUGCGUUUUUGUUUUUUCGGACAAACUUUUAGAAUAUACGUUCAUACUCAUGCCCUUGCGUUUGUAUUUCAUUUACUACGAACUGUUUUCAAGUGUAAAGUGAUGAAUUAAAAACUACGUAAAUUAUUUAUUAUCACUGAAUUCACUACGAGUUGAUGAUAAUUAUAGUGACCGUAUUGUGUGGCGUUUGGGCCAACCGUUGGCCACGGGUAUAGUGACUUGCUCGUGUUCCAUUCAUCUAAGUAAUAAAAGCCACAUAUGAAAGUACUAUGUUGUUGCCAAAACUUCAUUAAACUUGCUAAAAACUGAAUUUUGAAAUCAAAUUGUGAAAAGUUUAAAUAUUAAACAACAAAAAUAACACUAUCGAAAUGGAUUCAAGCACAAAUAUUGAUACCCUCAAUGAUACAGCGCCAAUGCCGGAAUUGAGCUUUGAAGAUCUACUGGAUGAUUCACCAGUGAAGAAGACAAUUGGCGUUGUUGAUGACCCCUUAGAGAUCGAUGAAGAGUUCAGCGCCAUAAAAAAUGAUACGCUAAAUACGCCGGGACCCAAAAAACCACCAGUCAUAUCUACAUCAACAACAACAAAUUCAUCAAAUACGGCAAAAUCCGCAACGGACAAUGGCACUAAAGCAACAACAGCGCCAGUUGUGCUGAAUAGCAGAAAUAUUUUACCAAAAUCGGUAACAAUCAGCAGUCAAUUGGUCAAAAUUUCACCGAAAAUCAUAGCGACGGCAACAACAACACUAGCUAAGAGCUCAACGCCAGUAGUGGCUGCUAUACCGGCGACUAGCGCCAAAAGAGCUAUAAAGACACCAAAUGGACAAAUAGUUUAUAUACAGAAGAAAGCAACGAGCACAGCAGUUGGUGGCGCAACACUCAUAAAUGCCGCAGCUAGCAAUACAACGGCUGGCGUAACAACUACAGCGACUGCGAAUAGCAAUAAAACCGUUGCCUUUAAACUGAUGCGUACUACCGCUGGUGGUGGUUUGGUGCCCACUAAAAGCACUAUGGCAAUUGCAACUACUGCGUCAGGAGCAACCACCGCCACAAACACAACAGAAGCAACAAUCAAGAACAAGCUUACACUAUCACCAACUAUUGCGAAACAAUUGCAAGGCGCUAUCGGCGCUAAACGUGUCAUCUCCACUUCAGGCGGACAGGUUGUCAUCAAAUCGUCUACAGCCACCACCGCAGCUUUGGUGGCCACCACCAAUGCGGCGUCUAUGAGCCGGACAACAACUGCAACUACAACAGUGGCAAACACGGCAACAUAUCGCUUACAAACGGGCGGUGCCACUACUAGUAAUAGCAGCGCAUCAACCAAUACAACUAACACCAAUAAAGGUGUUCUCCCGGGUCACAAAAUAAUCGUACAAUCUGCCAAUGGCAAGCAAAUCUUAGUUUCCCAACAGCAAUUGAUCAAGUUGUCGCCAAAGCCCAUCACACUUGGUGCCAAUACAAGCGCCACAUCGUCAGCCACAGCUAGCAGUACGGCCACUAGUGCGACAACAAGCAACACCAGCGCCACGAACACACGUCAACUGCAGACUAUACAAUUGCCGGGUAAACAAGUGCAGUACUUGCGCGUGUUGCCGCCGAAGAGCAGCACCGAUAAUAGCGGCAGUGUAGUGUCAUCAGCAACAACAACAACCGCAUUGGCAAGUAGUGCGUCAGCGGUGAGCGGCACGCAAAGCAAUACAAGCACGACAACUUCGACAUUCAGAAUAUUGAAUGCCAGCGGCGUGCCGUCCAAGUUCACCGUGGUGCGUCCAAGUCCAACGGGCUCUACCAAGGUGAUACUAACGCAGUCGCCCAAGAAGGAGAGCGGUGUGCCGGUAACAUUUUCGCCGAUCACUUCGAAAGUGCAAAAGACUAUAGUUACGAUGCCGAAUUUGCGCGCUUUAGGCGAUGGCCAACGCACUCAAAGUGUCACCUCCACUACCAAUAGCGCCACCGCCAAUGUCAUGUCAUCCACUACAGCGCAAUUGGUCAAUACCAAUGCUGGCCAAUCGUUGAUCAAGAGUAAUGUUAAUGCGACGAGUAAUGCUACGGCUGGUGCCACAACGCUAAUACGUAAACAUAAAAUCUCCGAAAUCAAUUCGGAACUGAAGCGCAUAACAACAACAACAGUGACAGCGGCCGCUGCGAUGGAGGAUGACAGCGUAGAUAUGGAUGCGCCGCCCGAGGCGAAACGCUUGGCGAGCGGCAGUCACAUUUUUAUGUUGCCCCAUUCAAUGUUACGCACUACAGCUGGUGGACAAGUGCGUCAGGUUACGUUACAGUCAAAUGCUGGCUUAGCGGCGGAGAGUAAUAACGGUGAUGGUCAAGUGGCAAUGCGUAAAAUAACGCCACAACAACAACCACAAAUGCAAAGUAUACUCAAAAGCAAUAAUAAUUUUACGCCAUCAGAAUCGUCUUCCGGACAGAAAUCAUUAUUAAUUAAUGGUAAGGCACAGUCGCUGCUUGCGCAGCAACAGCAACAAAAUAAAACGUUACAAUUAAAGCGACAAUUGCAACAACAACAACAGCAGCAGCAACAACAGAAAUUGCUGCAACAAAAGAAGCAAGAGCUAUUAGAGCAACAACAAAGUGACAAUGCAAAAUUGCCAACACAACAGCGUAGCGCGGCGACAAGUAACAGCAACAACAGCAGCACCACCAACAGCAAUCACAACGCGAAUAGCGCUUUAUUGAAUUUUAAAAUUAAAUUGGAACCCGUUGAGGACAAACAGGAGAGCAAUGCGUUGGAUUUGCUGCCGGAUGCGGCGAAUGGUGGUAUACGGCGUAAACAUUGCAACUGCAGCAAAUCACAGUGUUUGAAAUUGUAUUGCGAUUGUUUUGCCAACGGUGAAUUCUGUCAAGAUUGUACGUGCAAAGAUUGCUUCAAUAAUCUAGAGUAUGAGGAUCAACGGCAGCGGGCAAUUAAAAAUUGUCUUGAGCGAAAUCCCAGUGCAUUCAAACCGAAAAUAACCACCUCACGCGAACAAGGCGAUAUGCGACAUAACAAAGGCUGCAACUGCAAGCGAUCCGGUUGUCUGAAGAACUAUUGCGAAUGUUAUGAGGCGAAAAUACCCUGCUCCUCCAACUGUAAAUGUAUCGGUUGUCGUAAUAUCGAAGAACGUCCCGAUUUGGACAUGGAUCCCAUCGAUCCGAAACUUUUGGCCACCAUUGCAAGUGUCUCACUACCAACUGGCACACAGAAACGCGCCUACGAUAAGAGCGCCAACAACAAACCGGUGUCUUCUAGUCUAGGCAAUGAUAAACUCCUUAAAGACACGGCUAAAGCUUUAGCUAUGGGCAAUGAAUUGUUAGCGGGACUCGCUGGCGCUGGCAACAGCAUUGCUGGCGGUAGUAGUGGUAGCGCCAGCAAUGGCACUGCAGCCGGCCUGGCUGCUGGUACAGCGUCGGAGAAGCAACAAUGCAAUUUUAUUACACAAGAAGUGGUCGAUGCCACCAUACAGUGCAUGAUCUCGCAGGCGGAUGAAUGUGAAAAGAAUGGUUUACCCGCCUAUCAAACCGAAAAGAUGGUUAUGGAGGAGAUGGGACGUUGUUUGGUGGAAAUUAUCGAUUUCUCCAUACGCAACACAGAUACGAGUUUCACACAAGACUAAGGACACUAGGUGUCUGCGUGUGGUGUAGUAGGCGUAGAAUUGUUAAGAUGCGUAGGCCUGCGCAUUUUUAUAAAUAGUUGCAUUGAGUGCAUCCUUACUAAUACACAAACAUAUAUAAAAUAAUAAAAAUAUAAACAAAUAUUUAUGUUGAAAAUGUUGCAAAUAAAGUCAGAACCAACAAUUAGCAGCUGCUUUGUAAAUAGGGUAUAACGCCAAUUUCUUCGUUUAUUUUUUUUUCACUAUACUACUAAUAUCAAGUGCUUUUGCUAAGCGACAAGUAGUCUUAAGGCGGUAAUUGUUUGUUCGCAAACAAUUUUAGUACAUUUAGCAAUAGCAAAAAAGUCACUUAGCAUUAGAUUGAUUGAUUUAAAAUAUUUGCGCUGCAUUCGUGCGCUCGUGCAUGUUUCGUGCAUACGAACAAAAUGGUGGUUAAGCAAAUAAAGUUUUUUCUUUAUUUAUUUUGCAUUAAGUUAUAAAGUUUUGCACUCUUUUUUUCUAUUUGUUAAAUUUUGAAAUGUGUGUUCGACAUUUUUGAAGAGCAACAAAUAAUUUUUUUUUCACUUUUUAAUUUAGUUUUAAUUAUAUUUUUUAUUUAUGCUUAAGUUUAACGUAUAACGGUAUAUAGUUUUAACGAUGGUUUAUUAUACAAUUUUUGUUGCCUUUUUUUUGUAGUAACAACAACGCAGCGUAGCAAGCAAAAUGUUCAAAGCGUGCUUUUUUUAUGAGUUAUGCAAGCAUACAUAUAUUUUUUACAUACAUACAUACAUAUAUAUUUGUUUAUAUUUAAUUUACACACAUGCAUAACUAUACGAUUUAAGAAAAAUAAAUAAAAAAAAACACCGUUAACACCAAAAGGUAUAGUAAGCAAUGUUUUAUAAAUAUGUACUAGAUAUAUAUGUACAUAUAUAUGUAAUUGAAUAAAAUAUGAAACAAAAAACACACCCUUUAUGUAACAAAUUCAAAAUUUGACGUCUCCUCCCAAAGGUAAAUAAUGUAACUUCAAGACGUGAUGAAUGUAGUUAUAUUAGCACUUAAGUACUACAAUUGUAUAACUUGACACCCAUUGUAAAUAAAGGCUAAUAAUUUGAAAAAUAUAUAAAA